AUCUCCAACAAUCCUUUCACACAACCAAUAACCAAGAUGCUCACCCUCUCUUGUGCUUCUUCAACCUCCACCAUUAUCACCCCCAAAACCACCUUCACAUCUUCACCCAUCACCCGCAAAUCUUCCUUCAAUGGCGUCAGAAUCUCUCACCUUCUCCCUCCACCCGCCAUUCGAGCAUCAACCACGCGCCAAUCGGUUGUCAUGAUGGCCAAACGAGAAGAAGAAUUGAAAGAAAUUAGGGCUAAAACCACUGAAGAAAUCAAUGAUGAGAUUGUUGACCUUAAAGGUGAGCUUUUUAUGCUUCGUCUUCAGAGGUCCGCUAGGAACGAGUUCAAGUCCAGUGACUUCCGUCGGAUGCGUAAAAGGGUUGCUCGUAUGCUGACUGUUAAGCGCGAGAGAGAAAUUGACGACGGUAUUGGGAAGAGGCAGUCAAGGAAGCUUGACCGGCAAUGGAGAAAAAGCAUUGUACCAAGACCGCCUCCAUCUCUGCUAAAGUUACAGGAAGAAGAGGCAGCUGAAGAAGCCAAGGAAUCUGCAGCAUCGGCCUAAGUAGUCAAAAUGUAUGUGCCUCGUGUUUUUUGAUUAUCGCGAUUACAAUUGUAGUCGAUUUAGAUCUCUAACUUCAAGAGUAUAAUUUAUCAAUCUUUGAUUAUCUAUCGCGUAAUGAUUGUAUCUUUGUAUUCAAAUGGUCAUGUUAUUUGUGCAUUGUAUAUCAUAUUCCUAGAUUCUGUUUUGGA
This is a messenger RNA of Helianthus annuus (common sunflower), 737 nucleotides long. Its product is annotated as 50S ribosomal protein L29, chloroplastic. Gene Ontology annotation, molecular function: structural constituent of ribosome. The transcript has 2 exons. Gene Ontology annotation, cellular component: ribosome; chloroplast. The record is from RefSeq and is a predicted model, not a curated record. The coding region runs from base 37 to 549 and encodes 170 amino acids. NCBI's taxonomy places the organism in Eukaryota, Viridiplantae, Streptophyta, Magnoliopsida, Asterales, Asteraceae. Gene Ontology annotation, biological process: translation.